AACCAAAUCUCAAUCUCUGUAAUUUAAAAAGUAAGAUCAGAUUACUAAUCAUGGAUCAGACUCUUACACACACCGGAUCGAAGAAGGCUUGUGUUAUCGGUGGCACGGGAAACUUGGCCUCUAUUCUCAUCAAGCAUUUGCUUCAAAGUGGCUACAAAGUUAACACUACAGUUAGAGAUCCAGAAAACGAGAAGAAAAUAGCUCACCUUAGGCAACUUCAAGAACUUGGCGACCUCAAGAUCUUCAAGGCAGAUUUGACUGAUGAAGAGAGUUUCGAUUCCUCAUUUUUGGGCUGUGAAUACAUCUUCCAUGUAGCAACGCCCAUCAACUUUAAAUCCGAAGAUCCCGAGGAAGACAUGAUCAAGCCGGCAAUACAAGGAGUAAUCAAUGUGUUGAAAUCUUGCUUAAAAUCGAAAUCAGUCAAACGUGUGAUCUACACAUCUUCAGCUGCUGCUGUUUCCAUCAACAAUGAUUCUGGAACUGGACUCGUGAUGAAUGAGGAAAACUGGACUGACAUUGAAUUUCUCAGAGAGGAGAAGCCUUUUAACUGGGGUUACCCAAUCUCGAAGAUGUUAGCAGAAAAGACAGCUUGGGAAUUUGCGGAAGAGAAUAAGAUUGAUCUCGUUACCGUGAUUCCGGCACUUAUUGCCGGAAACUCUCUCCUCUCCGAUCCUCCGAGCAGUUUAUCUCUCUCAAUGUCUUUAAUCACCGGGAAAGAAAUGCAUGUGACCGGUCUUAAGGAAAUGCAGAAGCUAUCUGGAUCGAUCUCGUUCGUUCACGUAGACGAUUUAGCUCGUGCCCAUUUGUUUCUUGCGGAGAAAGAAACAGCUUCUGGUCGUUACAUAUGCUGUGCUUACAACACAAGUGUUCCAGAGAUUGCGGAUCUUCUCAUACAGAGAUAUCCUAAGUACAAUGUGUUGUCAGAAUUCGAAGAGGGCUUGUUGAUUCCCAAAUUGAUACUAUCUUCGGAAAAACUUAUCAAUGAAGGCUUUCGAUUCGAAUAUGGGAUCAAUGAGAUGUAUGAUCAGAUGAUAGAGUACUUCGAGUCCAAAGGAUUGAUCAAAGCUAAAGAAAUUUGAUUUUUAUUAUGUAAACGGAUUCUAGCUAAGAGUAUAUGAGUCUUUGGUCUCAUUCUCAUUCUAUAAAAUGGUUUUGAAUAAUAUGUUGGUUGAUUUUAUGUCUUUUGAUACAUAAAUAUUGCAUACCUUU
Molecule: messenger RNA, 1209 nt
Organism: Arabidopsis arenosa
Lineage: Eukaryota; Viridiplantae; Streptophyta; Magnoliopsida; Brassicales; Brassicaceae
Source: the annotation of a GenBank genome assembly